Tribolium madens (black flour beetle) is the source of this 1611-nucleotide messenger RNA. RefSeq lists its product as uncharacterized. Lineage: Eukaryota; Metazoa; Arthropoda; Insecta; Coleoptera; Tenebrionidae. The record is from RefSeq and is a predicted model, not a curated record. Bases 265 to 1170 code for a protein of 301 amino acids. The transcript has 5 exons.
AGCUCGUCUGAAAUUCCCCCGAGUGUACUCGAUAGUGAAGCGAGUGAGUAUUUCCAAUCUGAUCAGCUGAUUUUGACAUUCGUGACAUCAUCAAAACUCCACCACCGGCGAAUUUUCCUCCCCGAAGCGACCUGCGCACUUCCUCUACUUUCAGACAAAAGCUCCCUCAACAAUGACCAAGAAAAUAAGCGAAAAUCAAGCUAUGGUAAUUCCGGUGUUCCGGUGCAAUGUGAUUACCCGUCAUUAAAAACAGACAGUGGCAAGAUGUCGGGUGGUCCACGGGCCAGGACUUCGCCGCUGAGGGCCACCGUGCCCUUGUCGUGCGUCACAAAAGUUUGUGCGAUGGAUAAGAACGGAACGGUUGCAGGUGGAAAGGACUCCAAGGGGGCUGCCAUUCGAAGGACGGCGUCUUUGGACGCGAUACACAGGCGGUUGGUAGCGAGAGACAGGCCUGUCCCCGUUCCAGCCCCCGUUCAAACCGACAGGGCUAGCAGUUUAGACUCGUUGCAGGCCUUGGUAGACGCGGUGGAAGACAAGGGGGCCAAAGUGGGGCCGAAGACGAGGAGGGACGACAAGGGGGCACAGAGUAGGAGCCUUCCUUCUCCGAUUGCGAAAAGUUCAGUGGUUGUUCCUCCGAAAUCGUCGCGAAAUUCCGAAGAAGGUCUGAAUCAAGAACUCGAACUUUAUGCCAAUGCGGAGACCUUCGAAUGUGAUAGAUUACAAGAACCGAUACCUGAAGGACGAAAAGCCCCCGUAGCCGAACUGAUAAGGGAAGGACCAUAUUCGAGAAUAUAUCAACCAACCAAUCAGAAUUCAUCAGAUUCGCCAUUGAGGGACUCUGUAUCGCCGGUUCCAAGUUUUUUGGACACGCCGCAUAGCGAAACAGAAGACAGUCAAGGUUCGAGUCCGGACCAAGAACGCAUCCUGUCAGGUUCUUCGCCCCAAAUCAACCGUUUUUCGUCGAGUGCGCCCCCUGACGGAUGCGAAUGCGUGCUAUCGAAAUCAGUACCUAUAUUACGACCGAUACCUCGGGAAGUCGUCACGUCGCAUCCCAACACCUCAUUCACGCUCAAACCAAGUUCACAUUCGGCUUUCGAGAGUCUGCAACAAACAUCCAAAGACACCUCCGACAGAGAUUCACCAAAAGUGCCCGACCAAGAGGACCCAUAGAUGUUCGAUCAGAGUUUCAGAUCGUUGAAGUUGACGAGACUGUUAAGACAGUCUGAAAGUAAUUUUUAUGUUUUUAUAGUUAAGUCUGCUCUUGGUAGAAUCUCGCUUUUUAAGUUUGUCUCAAACAAAGGCUGUGGAGAUGAAGGAUUGUGUAAUUUUAAGUGUUUUGCCAAAUUGCAUUAUUUUGAAAAUAAAAUUGUUUAGAAUUUAAACGACUGAGUAAUUUUAAUUGGGACGAUCUGAAAUUCAGUUCACAGCAAUGACACAUUCCAGAGUGAACUGUUUAAUAAAACGCUGUGAUUCUUUUUAUAAUGGCAGAAAUGAUUUGAUCAAAGUUGUUUUUAUGUAGAAAUUUUCUAACCUAGAAUUGAUUGUUACCUUCUUGUUAUUUAAAGCAUUCUCGUGUAUGUACAAACAUAUCUAAUAAACAGACCGACAGCA